Molecule: messenger RNA, 219 nt
Organism: Eremomyces bilateralis CBS 781.70
Lineage: Eukaryota; Fungi; Ascomycota; Dothideomycetes; Eremomycetales; Eremomycetaceae
Product: heat shock protein DnaJ
Exons: 1
Source: RefSeq, a predicted model, not a curated record
AUGGACUUACCUCUUCCUUUUGAUGCCUAUGCUGCACUCGGAGUCAGCAAUACGGCGGACUCCGCGGAAAUCAAGAGCGCAUAUCGCAAACUUGCGCUGAUCACCCACCCUGACAAGUUCCCGGACGAGGCCAUCAAGAAACAGAAAGAAGACGAAUUCCAUCGCAUUCGGCAAGCCUACGAGAAGGUCGGCGAUGAGGAUGAGCGGAAGAAGUACAAU